AUGGAUACGAGUCUAUCUAAUGUAAAGACAACUAAAGAGGCUUGGACCAAAAAGAACACUAAUAGUACUCGUAGAGCAAGCCUAAUUGAUGCAAAAAGUCUACUAAAAGAAGAAGCAAAUAUUAACAAAAUUAGGUCAAAGUACAUAACGGAUCAUAAGAGCAAUUCGACGCAACUAAAUUCUCUGAGGAAUGAAGCUAACUUCUUAACACUUAGAAGUGUUUCCAUCACCAACAAAGUUAAGAGAGCAGCCAGAAAUACUUUGGCACUACAAGCUGCUGGAAUUUAUCCUGUCUCUUCAAAUGCCUCUUAUUUCACCUCCAACUUGAAUUUUCCCACCAAAAUUCUAUUGCCUCCGUCGUCUUCCAAUGCCUCAACAGUCAGAGGGGAUUUAGCUCUUUUGUCUGUUGGAGAAAUUGAUGCAUCGUCUUCAGGAGUCGUUGCAGCCGCCGCAGCUGCUACUGCUGCUGCUACUGCGGCUGCUGCUUCAGCAACCUCUUCAUCUGGACCGACCAUUACAAGAGCCCAUUCAACUAGUCAUAGCAACUCUGGAGGCGGUAGUGACGACGCAGUUACAAGCAGCAGCAGUAGUAACAACACAGCAAACACGACGGAUGUGACAAAGUAUAUUUUGCCAUUAGAUGACACAGUGCAACAACAAGGAGGAGGAACGUUGCACAAGGCCUCCGAGAUUCUACAUUUGAUGAGCAUCGCGAUAACAUGUCUUUUCGUAGUUUUGGUUGCCAUAAAAAUUGCUUGCAUGGGCAGAAAAUUCUUUAAAAAUAGAAAUGAGGUGAGUGCACUUUACACCUUUUUCAGAUAA
Protopolystoma xenopodis is the source of this 822-nucleotide messenger RNA. Lineage: Eukaryota; Metazoa; Platyhelminthes; Monogenea; Polystomatidea; Polystomatidae. The record is from the annotation of a GenBank genome assembly.